Molecule: messenger RNA, 3367 nt
Organism: Mizuhopecten yessoensis (Yesso scallop)
Lineage: Eukaryota; Metazoa; Mollusca; Bivalvia; Pectinida; Pectinidae
Product: MOB-like protein phocein
Exons: 8
Coding region: 17-703 (228 amino acids)
Cellular component (GO): cytoplasm
Source: RefSeq, a predicted model, not a curated record
AAGAGGGCACUGUGAAAUGAAGAUGAAAAUGGCCGACGGGAGUACAGCGGUUCUCCGCCGAAACAGGCCAGGAACCAAAACAGAGAACUGGUGCAGUUGGAGUGAUGAGUCGUUUGAAGAGAUGGACAGUACUCUUGCUGUACAACAGUUUAUACAACAGGCAAUUAGAAAAGACUUCACAAAUGUUGAAGAGAUCUUGACACCACCUGAAGGUCAGGAUGAAGGUGUAUGGAAGUACGAACAUCUAAGACAGUUUUGUAUGGAGCUGAAUGGAUUGGCUGUGAAACUACAGUUAAAUAAUGAAUGUAACCCUGAGACCUGUACCCAGAUGACUGCCACAGAACAGUGGAUCUUCCUAUGUGCUGCUCACAAGACGCCAAAAGAGUGUCCAGCCAUCGAUUACACAAGGCACACACUAGAUGGAGCUGCCUGUCUCCUUAAUAGCAACAAAUACUUCCCUAGCAGAGUUAGUAUAAAGGAAUCAUCGGUAGCCAAGCUUGGGUCUGUGUGUCGGCGGGUGUAUAGGAUCUUCUCUCAUGCCUACUUCCACCAUAGGACACUGUUUGAUGAAUAUGAGAAUGAAACCUACCUCUGUAGAAGAUUUACAAAUUUUGUGACCAAAUAUAACUUGAUGUCCAAAGACAACUUGAUAGUUCCAAUUCUAGAGGACCAGCAAGGAAUAGAGGGGGAGAGUGAAGCUUAGGGGAGAUAACUCUUCUUAUCCUGCGUACAUGCAUGCAUGAUAUGGAAAAUACAUGAUUUUGAGACAAUAUAGAGCUUGGUCAAUUUAAAAUACCAGAAAGAUGGAGUUAGGGAACAUAAAUGUAAGAUUACUUUGAUGACGUGACAUCAUGCUGUCUAUAAACAGAGCUUGAUGGCGUUUGAAGCUCAGCAGAUGUGAAUUUACGUUGGAGAGAUUUAUUUUUACCAUUAAGUCUGAAGUCAAAGUAAAAUGUUGGUAGAGAAAACAGUGGGUAAGUCAAUUCUGAUUUCAACAAAAAGCUACUUCGCAGUGGCUUAGAAAGAGGAAUAAUACACUUAUGUCAGACCAAAUAUACUCUGUGGAAGCAGACAUGUACAGCUGCUACAGGAACAAACCUCAGGGGGGACUGAUGGAUAGUGCGACUGAUGGAUAGAGUGGUGAAAUCUACUGUGUUGACAGUUGCAGCAUACAAAUCAUUUAAAAUGUUCACAGUGUCAUGUGGUUUUUAUUGUACUCAUAGAAUUGUUCAAUUUGUUUUCAGUCCCACAUACAAUGUUUAAAUCCUGUAACACAUGAAUCUCCCAUGAAUUGUGAAUGCAAGUCACUGGUGCAAUAUCUCACAGGGAACACAGUAGCUGUGCAAAAGUUGCUAAUCCAGUCACUGUUCAAGUAUUUCCUUAAACAUCACAUUUUAACGCUUGCUCUUAUAAAUAUACAAUUAUAUACAGUACAUAUACAUGUAUAUACAAGCAAGAGCUAUCUGGAAGUAUGUGUGAUUAAGUCAAAAUGUGAUUAUCGUGUGAUAGGAAGAUGGGCUUUAUACAAUUUUCAGGUCUCUUUUUCAGAUGAUUGUAAGGUUAUAUAUGUAAAGCAUAACACAUCAAUUUAUAUAUAUCAUGAACAAAACUUAAAAUUGGAAAUAGGGAAGGAAUGUAUACCUAGCAAGAAAAAAUGAAAUAAUAAACAGGACAUGAAUUGAUAGUGCUGUCAGGGAGUCACUUGUACAACUGGGCUAAAAGCUGGAUUAUCCGUGUAAAGCUAGGUUGUAUAAGCAUAGUGUGUGUGCUGUAGAAGGUACUGCCCUAACAACACCUGGUAAUACUUUUACAUAAUUUUAAAAAUCUUUCUUUGAGGUCACCUUCAUAUCUCGUAUGAAUCAAAUAAUGUGUUAUCUAAUGUAAUUGGUUACAACUAAGUCCAUAGCAAGAAAUGAUGUGAUGAAAAUCAAACUAUAUACUGUUUAUACUGAAACACACUUGGCUGUGGUAAGCUAUAUACUGUAAAACAGUAGCAGGCACAGUAGUCUAGUGGUUGGACGCAGUGCUCACGACCGAAGGGUUGCUGGUUCGAGUCACGGCAUGGCACUGUGUUGUAGCUUUGAGCAAGAUACUUUACUCCGCUUGUUCCAGUCUACUCAGCUGUAAAUGAGUAUGUGGUUGGGCAGUGCUAGAACUGUUGAAUGCUAGCUGUGAGCGUCGAAAUGGCAGCACCAGCUGUAUGCUCCCCAGGGAGUUGAUAAAGAUAUUGGCUGGUUGUGAAGGCCCUAUAACCACGGAUAAUAAUUUGUGAACCGCUUCAAGAUGACCCUACGAGCUAGGUUGUGAUAAAGCGGUAUAUAAGAACCUCAAAUUAUUAUUAUUAACACAUUUGGCUGUGUUUAGCUAUAUGCUGUAGCACACUUGGCUGUGGUAAGCUAUUGUUUUAUUUCCUGUUGGUACAUUUACUGAUACUAUUUCAAUACAAACUUCAUGAAAAUCUCAACAAAUAACUGUUUUCAUUACCUGUUUCAGAUAUGUUUAAUGAGUAAUAUUACUGAUUAAUAAAUAUAAAAUUGCUUGCGUGUCAUGUACCCCCUUUAUGAAAGAGUCCAGAAUUCAGAAUUAUAACGGACAGUAACAUUGAUUUGUACAUGAAAAUAAUAAGUAAUUGUCAUGAUCAAAUAACUAACACAAUACUGUUUGCUGUACUCAGAGGACUUUGAGGGAGAUGAGCCCUGAGCUAAAUCUGGUUUUAAUGCUCAGUAAAUAAAGUUUAUUAUUAUAAUUGUAAUUAUGAAAACUGUACAAAGUGCUCACCCACUAAUAAAAUAAAAAUGGUACAAAUGUACUCAUAAAUAAACAAUGUACUCUAUAUUGAUCUACAUUCUAUUUUUAGAAUCAGUAGUCCCUAUCUGAUUAACAUAGAGAUAAAUGUGGUGUAAAAGAUGUGUAAUUAGGCUGCCUUACAAGCGUCAGCUGUAGGAAAUUUCCAUUUAUUUCAGCGGUAGAGCAUCGGGCUGGCGAGCCAAUGGUCGCGGGUUUGAGCCUCAGCGACGGCACUAUCUUUAUCACUAUUUCUCAUCCUACUGCAAUGGAAAUAUAAUUACUGUCUCCAUAUCAACAUGUAUCUGUUUCUCUUGUCAAGUAUAGUGUAGGCCUUCUCACCUAUAGCUGCAGUAGGUGUAUUUUGUCUUUUCUUACCAGUAUACGUAGGAACUGGCAAAUCAUGUACCAUCGAGGAGUGUGUGUGUAGAACUGGAUUUUGAUGCUGAGCCCUAACUUAUUUACACGUAUCUGUGGUUUGUAGAGAGGAAGUGUGUGUGAUGUUGCUAUUAACCCAUUAAUUAUGUAUUGUUUAUUUACAUAUUUGUAUAAAGACGUAAUAAAUUGUCAUUUUGAAAUGUAA